AUGCAAAGCAUCGAAAAUCAAAAUGGAUACCGAAGCAACUUUUUUCUUUCCUUACUUUCGUCAAAACAGUUAAAAUAUGAUCUAUUGCUUUUUUUCCUAGGUGGAGAGAAGUUUCUCUCUCUCUCUCUCUUUCUCUCUCUCUUUCUCUCUCUUUUUCUCUCUCUUUCUCUUUCUCUCUCUCUCUCUCUUUCUCUCUCUCUUUCUCUCUCUCCCUCUUUCUCUCUCUCUCUUUCUCUUUCUCUCUCUCUCUUUCUUUCUUUGUUGCUCACUUUGAUUUCUUUUUUUUUCUUUCUUUUCAUGAUUAUUUCCUUCUUUUCAUGCAGUGAUUCUUUGUUUCUUUCCUUUUUUUUCUUUCUUUCUUUUUUCUUUCUUUCAUUUUGUUUUCUUUUUUUUUCUUUCACCCAUUUUUCUUUCUUUCUUUCUUUUUCUUUCUUUCAUUUUGUUUUCUUUUUUUUCCUUUCACCCAUUUUUCUUUCUUUCUUUCUUUCCUUCUGGCGUGCUUUCAUUCUCUAA
Molecule: messenger RNA, 513 nt
Organism: Acanthosepion pharaonis
Lineage: Eukaryota; Metazoa; Mollusca; Cephalopoda; Sepiida; Sepiidae
Source: the annotation of a GenBank genome assembly